Messenger RNA from Entrophospora sp. SA101, 582 nucleotides. The record is from the annotation of a GenBank genome assembly. NCBI's taxonomy places the organism in Eukaryota, Fungi, Glomeromycota, Glomeromycetes, Entrophosporales, Entrophosporaceae.
AUGUUAUUAUUGAUAGGUAUAAUACUAAAAUCACCAUCAUACUUAACAAAAUGGACAUUAUUUCAAGUAUGCUUAGCAUUAUUAGGCAGCAGUAUAUCCUCAAUAUUAAAACUUUUAACUUAUGGCGAUGAUUACGACAAUCUGGAUCGAGCACUUAACCAACCAAUUUGUAUUGCUCAGCAAAAACUAUCGGUAUUCUUUUUUUAUCCGUUAUAUUUGCUACCAAGUGUUUUAACAUUUCAUUUAUGGUUUGGGUUGAUUAAAAUGAAUUCAAAUAUCGAGAAAGCUCAUUUCUGGACACUUACAAUGUCAAUUUGGGGAUUUGCUUGUAUUUAUACUACAAUUGUGGUCAUCGUCUCAGGAUUGAAUGAAAAUUGGGGUGUGAUGGUGACUAGAUUUGUAUGCGAAGCUUAUGAUUUUAGUUCAACAUGGUAUUUGUAUUGGCCAGUUCUAUUAAUCGUAAGCUUGUUAGCGUUCGUUUCAUUAUUUUUCGCAAUACGUUUACCAAUCAUUUUAUGGAAAAUAUGGAGUGGUUAUAAACUGAAUAAUCAAAGUUUAGAAGAAAUUCCAAUUGGUCAUGCA